AUGUCAGUGAGUUUCCUUAUCACUCAACUGUUUAUCAGACACGAUGCAUUUGUACCAAAUAUCGUUGCACUAACUUUUGCUCCAUUGGUGUUAUUAUUUUAUUCGUUUUAUAAGUACUUAUUUUAUGAAGAAACUCCAAAACAAUUGUUUCUUUUUUAUUUACUCGAAGGAAUUAUUGAAGGGGGGUCACAAGGGAUUGCAUUAGUAGUCUUAGUUUUCUUUUAUGAAAAUACACAACAAUAUAUUACUAUGUUAUAUAUUGAAUUAGUAUCGUUUGUACCAUUUAUUUGUUAUUCAAUGCCUAAGUUAAAAAAUUGUAAAUUAAAUGGAAUUGUAUUAUUAAUAUCAUCAAUAUUUCCAAUUGUAACUGCAGUUAUAAUUAGUGUUCAUUAUAGAUUUUAUUGGCAAAUUAUUACAGUCGAUCUUUUGUUUAUUAUUCCUUAUUGGAGGUCAUACUUAACAGGGUUGUCUAGUGUUCAUAUAAAACAAAUAGAAAAACAUCGUUAUUUUACUUCACUUAUUAGAGAGUCAACAAAAAUUAUUGGGUUAAUAAUGGGUUUUUGUUUUGUUUAUUACACUAAUCAAAUUAAUCCAACUGAACAUUGGCUGAUUAAUCAAAUUUAUUUACUUCCACUGUGUUGCAGUUUGUUAAUUCCUUUUAUACUUCAAUUUACUAUUUCUUGGGGAAUGAAAGCUGUUCUUCCAAUUACAACAACAAUAUUACCAAUGACGGUAUCAAUUAUUAUAUCUCUUUUAUUUUACCUUUCAAUAUGUCAUUGGUAUUGGAUAUCGGAAAUUUUUGAGGGGAUGUGUAUUUAUUAUGCAGGAGAUACUGAUUGGUGGUUUGUUGGAUGCUUUAUUGGAGUAGUUGUUUCAUGUUGUUUAUUUUGUAAAAGACUCAUUGAACAAAAGAAGUAUAUAAAUAAAAUAAGAGACGUAUGGAGUAUUCCUGAUAUUUGUUGUAUUUCAUUUUCAAACUCACUAUUAUUGAAUAGAAGAACUGAUGACAUUAUUCAAAACGAAAUUAGGGGAAGCGAUGAGAACACAUUUAAAACAAAAAGAAUAGUUAUAUGUACAACUAUGUACCAUGAAACAGAAGUUGAGAUGACCCAAAUAAUAGAGUCAUUCAAACGACUAGAUAACAUAUCCUCAUCUAAAGACCAUAUCUCAUUUUGUAUUAUAUUUGAUGAUUCCUGUACUGUUGAUGGACUAACACUAUAUUUCAAUUUAUUUGCUGAACAAAUUAUAAGACUAUUAUAUCAAGAACGAGUAAAAAUAGAAUAUAAAGUUCAAUGGUUUGGUGCAAUUGCAUUAGGAACUUUUAAUAAUGGAACUUCAUUAACAAUAUUAUUUAAAGACUCUCAUUUAAUAAGGAAAAAUAAAAGAUAUAGUCAGUUGAUGUUAUUUAAUUAUGCUAUCAAAACUUAUGGCAAAGAAGAGACAUUUGUUCUAUUUACUGAUGGAGAUACGUAUUUUUCUCCUUCUUCAGUAAGGAAAUUAUGUCUUGAAUUAUCAUCUAACCCAAGAUGUGGUGCAAUUUCUGGAAGAGUGUAUCCUGAUGGAAAGGGGAUUUGGGCGGCAUUUCAAAAGUUUGAGUAUGCAACAAGUCAUUGGUUACAAAAACCAGCAGAGGAAUUACUAGGGUCUGUUUUAUGUUGUCCAGGCUGUUUUACUUUACUUCGUCUUGAAGCGAUUUAUGAUGACAACUUAAGAAAUAAAAGAAUAUUUGAUAAAUAUUCCGAACCGCCUCGAAGUGGUAUAGGUAUUUUAACUCACAACUUUGGUGAAGAUAGGUGGUUGUCAUAUCUUCUUAUUGAAAGAGGAUGGGAAUUAAAGUAUUGUUCUAUCACUAAAUCUAAAUCUUAUUGUCCUAUUACGACACAAGAAUUCUUUAAUCAAAGAAGAAGGUGGUUAACUUCUACUUGGGCUAAUCUUGUUAUGAUUAUCAAAAAUUGGAUGAGGAUUAAAAGAAAUAAUAAAAAAAUUUCAACUGGAUUCAUGAUAUACACCUUUCUCAAUUUUAUUUCAUCUUUCACUACUCCUCCUACUACUUUAUUAUUGGUUUAUGGAUUUUUAGUUAAUUUAGAAGUUCCAUAUUCUCAACUUAUUGCCUUAGUACUUUCUGUCUUUCCUACAUUAAUAUUUUUAAUAAUUGAGGUUGUUGUUCAUUAUCUACCUGCACCAUCCUUUGAAAUAUGGUGUAUCAAUAUUAUUAGUGGUAUUUAUGGAAUAGAAAUGUUGUUAGUGAUUGCUAAUUUAAUUUAUACUUUGAUAACUAUUCAACAAAUAUCAAUAAGUUUGAUCUUCUGUGGAGCCUUAAUUAUUGUUUAUGUAACUACUAUUGUUCUUCAUUGUGAGUUUAACCGAAUUGUUGGAGGAAUAAUAACAUUUUUCCUUAUACCAACAACAAAUGUCUUAUUAAUAAUAUACUCUUUUAUGCACAUGUCUGAUGUGUCAUGGGGAACAAGAGAACAACACCAUGAAGGUUCUUUGCAAAAGGUUGUUUACGUACAAAACUCAAACAUUAAUUAUAUCGAUCAAAUAUCAAUAUUUAUACCAGAACCUCCUAAUGAAAAAUAUAAUAAAAAGAUGAAAAAAAACUUGAAUAAAACUCAGUUUAUUACUAUCCUUCUCUUCUUCUUCACAAGUGGGUGUUGGAUUCUUCUUUCUCUUUUGUUAAUGUUUUUAGACUGUCAAUACCAUUUAAAGAUUAUGGGAAUUUCGUUUUCUUUUAUGAUUGUAUUAAUGAAUUGUUACCACUAUGACCAUGAUUCAUCAGAUGAUUGUUCAUCUUGUGAAGAUGGAUGUGAGUGUUGUGGAAGCCAUGGACAUCGCAAUGAUGUCCCUGAACAGAAAAGAAUACCUAAUUUAUUCUAUAUUCAAAGAGGAAAUGGAACGGAGAAAGGUAAUGAUGGAAGUAAAGUAAUAAUUAACUAUACAAUGAAAUUUUCUGGGAAUGUUAUCGAAGAAAAAAAUGGUUAUGAGAUGAUUAUUGGAGGAGAUUAUAAUAGUAUUAUUUGUGAAGGAAUGGAAUUGAUGGCUGAGCAUAUGCAUGAAGGAGAUAUUUGUACAAUGGAUUUACUCCCAGAAUUAGCAUUUGGUGAUAGUGGAGAUGAAAAACGCCAUAUCCCCCCUAACGCUCUCAUUCAAAUGAAAAUUGAGUUAGUUCAUUUAGACAAAUUCCCAACACCAUUUACUAUAGAUAGUGAACAACUUUAUCCAUUUGCCUUAAAGAAAAAAAAAGAAGGAAAUGAUUUUAUGAAAGAAUGCCAUUACCAAAGAUCUAUAAGGGCUUACCAAUGUGCAUUAGAGUUUCUUGAAGAAGAUUAUCGUAUUCCCGCUGAUGUUAGAAAACAAGCUUUUGAACUAAGACAUAUCAUUCAUAACAAUUUAUGUGCAGUUUAUAUUCAUGAAAAGAAAUUUAAGUAUGUUGUUAUUCAUGCAAGUAUUGUUAUUAAAGAAGAUAAUUGUAAUUGGAAAGCUUUAAUGAGAAGAGGAACGGCUUAUUUAAAUAUGGAUAAAUUAGAUAAAGCAAGAAAAGAUUUAGAGGCUGCUCAAGACUUUGAACCUGAUUCAAAAGAUAUUGCUGUUCAAUUAAAAAUUUGUAGGCAACGCCAAGCAGCAAAUUUAAAACGAGAGAAAGGAAUUUAUUCAAAAAUGUUUUAA
This is a messenger RNA of Entamoeba dispar SAW760, 3666 nucleotides long. RefSeq names its product chitin synthase, putative. Gene Ontology annotation, molecular function: protein binding; hyaluronan synthase activity; peptidyl-prolyl cis-trans isomerase activity. NCBI's taxonomy places the organism in Eukaryota, Evosea, Mastigamoebida, Endamoebidae. The transcript is spliced from 2 exons. The coding region runs from base 1 to 3666 and encodes 1221 amino acids. The record is from RefSeq and is a predicted model, not a curated record. Gene Ontology annotation, biological process: extracellular matrix assembly; hyaluronan biosynthetic process.